Molecule: messenger RNA, 2644 nt
Organism: Thunnus maccoyii (southern bluefin tuna)
Lineage: Eukaryota; Metazoa; Chordata; Actinopteri; Scombriformes; Scombridae
Gene: gphnb
Product: gephyrin b
Exons: 24
Biological process (GO): establishment of synaptic specificity at neuromuscular junction; postsynaptic neurotransmitter receptor diffusion trapping; molybdenum incorporation into molybdenum-molybdopterin complex
Cellular component (GO): cytosol; postsynaptic specialization; dendrite
Molecular function (GO): molybdopterin molybdotransferase activity
Source: RefSeq, a predicted model, not a curated record
CAUCUCUUCCUCCUCCUCUUCCUCCUCCUCCUCCUCUUCCUCCUCCUCCCCUCCCUCUCCCCACUAAGUUCGAUGCGAUCGGCUCUGGGCCCUGCCGUGAGUUCUCGGUGCGGGCGACAGCGCUGCUGAACAUGGCGUCAGACGGGAUGAUUUUAACGAACCACGACCACCAAAUCCGGGUCGGAGUCUUGACAGUGAGUGACAGCUGUUUUCGAAACCUUGCAGAGGACCGUAGUGGCGUCAACCUCAAAGAUCUCGUCCAUGAUCCCUCCCUGUUGGGAGGUAUGAUCGCGGCCUACAAGAUAGUGCCGGAUGAGAUUGACGAAAUCAAGGAGACUCUGGUGGAUUGGUGCGAUGAAAAGGAACUUAACCUCAUUCUAACCACCGGAGGCACCGGCUUCGCCCCGAGAGACGUCACACCAGAGGCCACUAAGGAGGUGAUAGAGCGCGAGGCUCCAGGGAUGUCUCUGGCAAUGCUGAUGGGAUCCCUCAACGUCACACCACUAGGCAUGCUAUCCAGACCUGUGUGUGGUAUCCGAGGGAAGACACUCAUCAUUAACUUACCAGGAAGCAAGAAAGGCUCCCAGGAAUGCUUCCAGUUCAUCCUGCCAGCGCUGCCGCACGCCAUCGACCUCCUGCGGGACGCAGUGGUGAAGGUAAAGGAGGCGGCAGACGAACUGGAGGACCUGCCGUCACCACCGCCGCCCCUCUCGCCGCCGCCCAACAGUUCGCCACGCCGCCAGACGGAAGACAAGGGCGUGCAGUGCGAGGAGGAGGACGAGGAGAAGAAGGACAGCGGCGUGGCGUCCACCGAGGACAGCUCCUCCUCCCACAUCACCGCCGCAUCCAUCGCCGCCAAGACUUCACAUGUAACAUCAAGUAUCUCUCCAUACCCAUCAUCCUAUCCUGCCCUGUCCGCAGCCUGGACGUGUGUGUGCGUGUGAUCUCAGAUCCCAGACUCCAUUAUUUCGCGGGGUGUGCAGGUGUUGCCCAGGGAUACGGCCUCUCUCAGCACCACGCCCUCGGAGUCGCCCCGCGCCCAGGCCACAUCCCGCCUCUCUACCGCUUCCUGUCCCACACCCAAAGUGCAGUCACGAUGCAGCAGCAAAGAAAAUAUCCUAAGAUCAAGUCACAGUGCAGUGGACAUUACCAAGGUGGCCCGGAGGCACCGCAUGUCCCCCUUCCCCCUCACCUCCAUGGACAAGGCCUUCAUCACUGUGCUGGAGAUGACCGCUGUCCUGGGCACUGAGAUCAUCAACUACAGAGAUGGGAUGGGUCGAGUCCUGGCUCAGGACGUUUAUGCCAAAGACAACCUGCCACCCUUCCCUGCUUCUGUCAAGGAUGGUUAUGCUGUGAGAGCGGCUGACGGCCCAGGAGACCGCUUCAUCAUUGGAGAGUCCCAAGCUGGAGAGCAGCCGACCCACACAGUGAUGCCUGGCCAGGUGAUGAGGGUGACGACGGGUGCCCCUAUCCCUUGCGGGGCUGACGCUGUAGUUCAGGUGGAGGACACCGAGCUCCUCCGCGAAUCUGAAGACGGCACAGAGGAGCUGGAGGUACGGAUCCUAGUACAGGCUCGCCCAGGGCAGGACAUCAGGCCUAUCGGUCACGACAUCAAGCGUGGGGAGUGUGUGCUGGCCAAAGGCACCCACAUGGGCCCCUCUGAGAUUGGCCUCCUUGCCACCGUUGGAGUCACCGAGGUGGAGGUCCAGAAAUUCCCUGUGGUGGCUGUCAUGUCUACAGGAAAUGAGCUGCUGAACCCAGAAGAUGACCUCCAUCCUGGGAAGAUCAGGGACAGCAAUCGCUCCACCUUGCUGGCUACUAUCCAGGAGCACGGCUACCCCACUAUCAAUCUGGGCAUCGUGGGAGACAACCCCGAUGACCUUCUCAACGCUCUGAAUGAAGGCAUCAGCCGUGCUGAUGUCAUCAUCACCUCAGGAGGAGUGUCCAUGGGAGAGAAGGACUACCUUAAACAGGUGCUGGAUAUUGAUCUUCAUGCUCAGAUCCAUUUUGGCCGUGUUUUCAUGAAACCAGGUCUCCCAACAACAUUUGCCACCUUGGACAUUGACGGUGCUCGCAAACUUAUCUUUGCCCUCCCAGGAAACCCCGUGUCCGCUGUUGUCACCUGUAAUCUUUUUGUCAUCCCUGCCUUGAGGAAGAUGCAGGGCAUUUUGGACCCUAGGCCCACCAUCAUCAAAGCGAGGUUGUCUUGCGAUGUGAAGUUGGACCCUCGCCCUGAAUACCACCGCUGCAUCCUGACAUGGCAUCACCAGGAGCCUCUGCCGUGGGCACAGAGCACAGGGAACCAGGUGAGCAGCAGGCUGAUGAGUAUGCGCAGUGCUAACGGGCUCCUGAUGCUACCUCCCAAAACAGAGCAAUACGUGGAGCUGCACAAGGGCGAGGUGGUUGACGUCAUGGUCAUCGGCCGGCUAUGAUGUCAUCACAGAGGGACGGAGAGUCGGCGUCAUAUAGCGAGGGUCGGAAUGGGUGGUUCACGGUGCAUGUCCACAUAUCAUUGACUAUUCUGUAAUAUGCAACGGCACAGCUAGUUUUUAUUGAUUUGGAUAACGUUGAGGUAUAGUCAACAUCUUGAUCACAACCUAGAUACAUAUGAAAAAAUUAAUUUAAAAAGAUUAUAGUAUUUCAA